AUGCUGCUGAUCUUCGCUCUGUUUACAAGCUAUAUACUGCAGCAGAGGAAGAUCCAGGCGGUGCAUGAGACGGUGCUUUCCAUCUUCGCAGGAAUGUUCGUGGGCUUGCUGAUCCGAUUAAGCGGGGAGUCGCCUAUUCAAGACAAUGUCACCUUCGACUACCAGUUCUUUUUUAACCUGCUCCUGCCUCCUAUUAUCCUAGCGUCGGGAUACGAACUACAUCAGGCAAAUUUCUUCCGGAAUAUAGGUACCAUUCUGACGUUCGCUUUUGCGGGAACUUUUAUUUCUGCAAUUGUUCUGGGCCUUAUUUUAUACCUGUGGACGCGGAUCCCUCUCGAUGGCCUGGACAUCUCCUUUGUUGAGGCUAUCUCUGUGGGCGCCACUCUAUCUGCAACGGAUCCGGUCACCGUUCUCGCCAUUUUCAACCUGUACAAGGUCGAGCCGAAGCUUUAUACCGUCAUCUUCGGGGAGUCGAUCCUGAAUGAUGCCAUUGCGAUCGUCCUGUUCGAGACUGCGCAAAAGUACGCUGAGAAUGAUGCCGGGUCACUCUCUGUGCUCAACUUCUUCGAGGCCAUCGGCCUGUUCCUGCUGGUUUUCCUUGGUAGUAUGCUCGUCGGAAUCUUUGUCGGCAUUGCGACGGCCUUGGGUCUCAAGUACACGCAUGUCCGCCGCAUGCCAAAGAUCGAGAGUUGCUUGAUUGUUCUGAUUGCCUAUUCAAGCUAUUUCUUCUCUAACGGCGUCUAUCUUUCUGGCAUCGUGUCACUCCUAUUCUGUGGAAUUACCCUCAAACACUACGCAUACUACAACAUGUCGCGGAGGACGCAGCUCACUACCAAGUAUCUCUUCCAGGUGCUGGCGCAACUGAGCGAAAACUUCAUCUUCAUCUAUCUGGGACUGGAUCUGUUCGUCGAGAGUGAGCUGCAAUUCAAGCCUCUCUUCAUCAUGAUUGCUGUUUUUGGCAUCUGUGUGGCACGAUACCUGUCCGUUUUCCCCUUGUCUAAGGCCGUGAAUUGGUUCAUCCGAUAUCGGGCUAGACGUCGUGGCAAGGAUGUUGCGGAUGAAUUACCAUUCUCCUAUCAGGCUAUGUUGUUCUGGGCGGGACUGCGUGGUGCUGUCGGGGUUGCUCUGGCUGCGGGAAUGUCGGGCGUGAACGCACCUGCAUUGAGAGCCACAGUGCUGGUAGUGGUGGUGCUGACAGUCAUCAUAUUUGGAGGCACCACGGCCCGGAUGCUGGACAUCCUUGGAAUCCGCACGGGAAUCGUCGAGGAGGCCGACUCGGAUGACGAGUUCGAUAUCGAGGUCACCCAUGGUGGAACCUACUACAAACGAGCCAACAGCACUGGAAUCGGAUACACGCCCCGUCGCAGCGAUUUCACCAUUCCGCUGGAUAACGUUGCCGACAACGCACAACGAUCAGGCCUCGGGAGAACAGACAGCUACUCCAGCGGUAAUAACCGCCGGCCGAACCCACCACAAUCAGUGAGUCCAGGGAUUCCGCCGCGGAAGGCGGCAGCAUACAAUCAUAGAGACCGCCAAGCUCGUCGUGACAAGUCCUCGACACAAACGCUGUUGGGAGGCGGGGCUGGAAGCCGAAGUGACAGCGACCUGGGCAGUGAUGAUGAUAUUGCCAACGUCCAGCGUCAUGGCCGGAGCGAAGCAGGGAAGGAGGCUACCAUGGGUGGCGAUGAUGAGAUCGAUGACUUUGACCUGGAUGUCGAUCCAGUAUCGGAUGACGACCUGCCUCCAGCAGCACCUUCCGCGACGUCCCGCCUUCGACGUUCUCCGUCUCAGCAACAGCACCUUUCUCCAGCGCAGGUGCCGGGGUCAGCCAGUGUCUCUCCCGCCAGGCGAGCUGCCGAGUCGACACCACAACGGGAGCCUCUUAGUGCGCGGAAUGCUCUCCGGGAGUUGUUCUCUGGGGGCCCAACAGGCGACCAUGCUGCUUGGUUCCGGCAGUUGGAUGAGGACUUCAUCAAGCCUAAGCUUUUACUAGACCAGUCGAAUCACAAAGGUCCAGGAGCGGUUUGA
This is a messenger RNA of Rasamsonia emersonii CBS 393.64, 2028 nucleotides long. Its product is annotated as Sodium/hydrogen exchanger. Gene Ontology annotation, molecular function: sodium:proton antiporter activity. Gene Ontology annotation, cellular component: early endosome; fungal-type vacuole membrane; late endosome. The record is from RefSeq and is a predicted model, not a curated record. Gene Ontology annotation, biological process: sodium ion transport; proton transmembrane transport; vacuolar acidification. NCBI's taxonomy places the organism in Eukaryota, Fungi, Ascomycota, Eurotiomycetes, Eurotiales, Trichocomaceae. Bases 1 to 2028 code for a protein of 675 amino acids. The transcript is spliced from 4 exons.